UGUUAUUUCUUAUCACGUUUCCGUCCUCAUACCUCAAUUUAUUAAUUUGAAUACAAAUUUCUAUUUACAUAAUAAUAUACAGUAGUCAGUAUAUAUUCAAUGUAGAUCACAUGUAAAAAAUGAUGUAGGUGUACACGUUUUAGGGUGACAAUAGAGUCGAAAAUUUUUACCAAAUUUCCAUGGCGGAAGAGGAGGAAUCAUAUCCACUGCACGAAUGUGUGUUCUCUGGCGAUGUCAAAGAAUUUGCCAGAAUGUUGAGAAUCGAAGAUUUAGCAAAAAAAGAUAAACACGGUAAUACGGCGCUGCAUCUAGCUAUCAUGCUUGGUCGCAAAGAUAUAGUGCAGUUACUGCUUGCUCACAACGCUCCAGUCAAAGUAAAAAAUUUAAGUGGUUGGACUCCUUUAGCAGAAGCUGUCAGUUAUGGGGACCGUAUAACUAUCACAUCAUUGCUAAAGAAAAUGAAACAUCAAGCAAGAGAACAGAUUGAAGAUAGACGACCAAACUUGGUAUCUGCACUAAAACAAGUUGGUGAUUUUUAUAUGGAAAUCAAAUGGGAUUUUCAAAGUUGGGUGCCAUUGGUGUCUCGAGUAUUACCAUCAGAUCUAUGUCAGAUUCAUAAAAAAGGAACAUCAUUUAGACUAGAUACCACACUAGUUGAUUUUGCAAUGAACGACAUGAAAUGGGAACGGGGAGAAAUAACUUUUUUAUUUGAUGGUGACGCAAAACCAUCACAGUCUCUUACAGUAAUGGACAAUAAAGCUGGUGUCUAUCAAAAAGUUCGAUAUUUAGAAACUGAAAUGGAAAUUGAAGAUGAAGUCGAUCUUAUGAUGAGCAAUGAUAUAAUGACAGCUCAAAUGUCAACCAAAUCCAUUACAUUUUCCAGAGCGCAAUCUGGAUGGAUUUUCCGACAAGACAAAAAAGAAACCAUCGGAGAUUUUAGUGCCGAUUUUUAUCACGUGAAUGGCUUAACAUUAGAAUCAAAAAAACGAAGAGAACAUUUGUCAGAAGAAGACUUACAAAAGAACAAAGCGAUUCUAGAAAGUCUUACAAAAGGCGGAUGUUCUAUGAAUAUUGAUUGCAAUGGAGAGCCCGUAAGACGAGAAUCGUUACCUUCUCCAAAACAGUCUCCUUAUACAUGGGAAGAAUAUUUAACGUCUUCAGCUGGGCAGCCUCCUAACUUGGCCAGAGAAAUGGUUUGUAAAAAUUCAUCAAAGGGAUUCAAAGCAACAGUCGCAAUGAGCAUGGAUUUUCCUUUAUCCGUAGACAUGUUAAUGGAUGUUCUCGAAGUUAUUGCUCCUUUUAAACAUUUUGCAAAGCUACGUGAUUUUGUCAAUUUGAGGUUACCGCCAGGAUUUCCAGUCAAACUUGAUAUUCCUAUACUGCCUACGGUGUCGGCAAAGAUCACAUUCCAAGCUUUUGAGUUUCGUAAUGAUAUUGAUCCCGAACUCUUUGAAGUGCCAUCAAAUUAUGUUGAGGAUCCAUCCAGGUUUCCAGAUUUAUGACGGCCCGGUGACAAAUCAUUGACUCAACUCACUUGGCAUCCUGUGAUUGAUGUGUGUUGUUACAUGCAUACCAAUAACUAGAUGGUGCGCUAUUUCUUUGGGUCCUUUGGUCGUCUAUUGAAAACGCCUAAAACAGAUGCUAGAAAUUACCAUGUUCUUUUUAUUUUUUUCAUUUUUACUUCUUACGAUUUCUUUCAUGCCAUUUUGAUUGAUUUUACUAAUUUAUUUCUUGCACAAAGUAUUUAUGAAUUUCAAUUUUUUAUGUUUAAAAUAUUGAAAUUGUUCAAUUGAUCCAUCCUGGAAUUCUAAGCUAUUUUACACGUAUUAUAUAAUUGUUAUUGCUAAUACUGUAUUUUUGUAUUACUUGAUGCAUUUCCCCCAAGUUUGUUAGUAUUAAUUUCUUCUUUAAAAAGUAUUAUUUCUGUACACUAAACCAAUUUUACAGUAUUUCUUUUUUAAAUAUUAUUUAAAUUAUGAUGUAAUUUUAAAAAUGUGUUACUGCUAACUCUUAAAAUUUUAUUUUGUUCUCACAAUUGUUUUUGGUAUCAUACACAAAGUUGAUU
Adelges cooleyi (spruce gall adelgid) is the source of this 2065-nucleotide messenger RNA. RefSeq names its product ankyrin repeat domain-containing protein 13C. Gene Ontology annotation, cellular component: cytoplasm. The coding region runs from base 180 to 1502 and encodes 440 amino acids. The record is from RefSeq and is a predicted model, not a curated record. NCBI's taxonomy places the organism in Eukaryota, Metazoa, Arthropoda, Insecta, Hemiptera, Adelgidae. The transcript is spliced from 10 exons. Gene Ontology annotation, molecular function: protein binding.